Molecule: messenger RNA, 1440 nt
Organism: Encephalitozoon romaleae SJ-2008
Lineage: Eukaryota; Fungi; Microsporidia; Unikaryonidae
Exons: 1
Coding region: 1-1440 (479 amino acids)
Source: RefSeq, a predicted model, not a curated record
AUGGGAAAGGACACUUUGUAUUCAUACUUGUCUCCCAUCACAGAUGAGGAAGAGGGAAAGUUUAGGGACCCGAGGGGGCUUUCAAUGGGGUCGAUGAAUGAAAAGCUGAGAAAGCUCAAUGAGGAGUUCAAAGCGAGGUCUUGUAUUGGAAAUGGAUUUGUAUUCAACAGAAACAUCAGGCUAGAGUCGCCUGUAAGCUAUUUCGGCAAGCGUAGGGAUUUUCCUGAUGGGAACGAAUCAAUAAAUAAUGGACAGAGGUGCCAAAGGGAUGCUGGAGAUGCAAAUAGUCCUAAGGCAAAGGAUGGAUUUAUUGGGGGCAUGAUAUCUUGGAAGGUAAAUCCUUCUGGUGGUAUAAAUAGGAGUAUGGUUCACAAAGAAAUGUCUAGAGGAUCGGUGGUUGGAAUGGAUCUUUACAAAAAGCCGUCCAUAGACUUCACCUCCUAUACGAUGAAGAAAGGAAGUGGAGCAAGUUCUAAGGGGUACGUGAAGUCCAUGGCAAGUAGCUCUAUUUUCAAUAGAGGGCCUUCUUCGAAUCCUGGCGGUAUUGGAAAGGAAAGAAGCGUGGAUCCAUCAUGCCUAUAUAUCAAGAAGAAGGAACAAGUGGAGGAGAAAUCUUCUCCAUCCAGAUCUGUAUUUAGCAAUCCAUUGUCAAAUUCCAGGACCUCUAGUUCAUCUCUUAAAGUUUCAUCCCAGGCAUCCAGCUCCUUUAUACACAACAGUACAAGCAGAUCCCCGGCCCUUGCUCCUAUUGAUGUGAUGUAUGUAAAGACAUCCGAACCAAGAAAUGGGAUGCCAAAUAUGGGAGAUGGUGAUAGUGAGCCAUCACAGUUAUGGAAUGAUCCCUCCAAUACUUCGCCGGUUUCAAACCUUUAUGCUCCUGGGAGAAAGCUAACAAUCCAUCCAAGUAUCAGAAUAUCAAACACUGUGCUGGGGUAUGAAGGCUCUGCAGAAACAACCAAGUACUACAUCAUGGUUGAGUCUGAUGUAAACUGGAUGAUAUGCAAAUCCAUAGGGGAUAUUGCUGCACUGAUUCCUGGCAUUCGAUGCACAACAUUAUCGAAUGCAAUGUCUCCCCAGGAAAGAAGGGCAAGAGAUAGGAUGAUCCAAGUCACAUUGAACUCAGGAAUCACCGAUAAACAGCUGCAAUCAUUCAUUCUCUCAGAUAUUUCAAGUGUUCAGGUAUUUAGAUCUUCAUAUCUCUUGAUGGAUAAUGAAGGAUGGAAGGCAUACCUUUUUAAGUUUGUUGGAAAGGCACUCAUAUGCUAUGAAAAAAGUCGGGUCUUUAAGAUCCUCCUUCUUAGUGGAUGCAAUGUUUUGCCUGUAGGCCAGGUUGCCUUCUGCCUUGAGAAGUCUGGAGAAGGAAUAGAAUUGUAUGCCACCUGUGAAAAAGAAAGAGAUGCAUGGAUCUCUGACAUAAAAGAAUACAUUAGUAAGCUCUAG